AUGGGUAAAAGAAGAGAUAAUAAUGCUGAUAAAGAUGGCGGCGCUGCACCAGAACCGUCCCACAAGAAACACAAAAAGCACAAGAAACACAAAAAGGCUCGCACAGAACCGGAACCAACGUACGAGCUAGUAGAAGAGCAGCAAACCCUCGACGAGACCAUAGAAGUGGUUGAAGAAAUCGAGUACAUGGAGGCAGACCCAGAACCGGAAAUAGUUUCAGAAGUUGAGACAGAGCUGCAAACAACCUUCGACGCUAGCGUUUCCCAGAUCGACCUGCUGAACGAAUCGCAACUGGCCCAGCAGCAAAAGGCACUUUCGCCCGGCAAAUCACUUGCCGCUAUGAACAAAGCACAGAAAAAGAGCCGCAAAAGAGGGCGAGACAGUGGAACAUCCAGCGAGGAGGAACGUUGGCUUGACGCCAUUGAGUCCGGCAAGCUGGAAGAAGUGGAUGAUGAGCUGAAGAAGAUUAAGCCAAAAGAUCCCAAACUCAUGACCGCCCGGCAGCGUGCAAUGUACGAGCGUGGUUCGGACAAAGAGCCGGCACCGGGAUCAGAGCUCUUGAUGUCGCUACCGACCGGUUACAAGGAAAAAGUAAUGACUGAAGAAGCAAUACAAAAGGCUCAGCUAAAAUCGCAAAAGCGCAAACAAAUGGCUGACGAAAAGCGAGAAAAGGACAAGAAGAAAACGAUGGAGCGAUUGCUGAAAAAGCAAGACUCGAAAUCGGUGAAAGCGAUCAAGAACCGUCCAAUUAAAGAGAAAGUACCGAUGAUAACGUACGUUAAUGGUGUUGAUGGGGCAACGAUAUCUUUACCGCCGGAAGUCGAUUUUCCCUUGGCAAAACAAGCUCCCCGAGAUCCACCGAAACCUACGCUGUGUGCUAUCCCGAACUGCAACAACAUAAAGCGGUACAACUGUUCGAGAACGAACAUACCGUUGUGUAGUUUCGAAUGCUACAAGGCGAAUAAGGAAUCAAUAAAGAAAAUCCUCUUCUGAAGAAAA
Messenger RNA from Anopheles maculipalpis, 999 nucleotides. RefSeq names its product INO80 complex subunit B. Gene Ontology annotation, biological process: chromatin remodeling. The transcript is spliced from 2 exons. Gene Ontology annotation, cellular component: Ino80 complex. The record is from RefSeq and is a predicted model, not a curated record. Bases 1 to 993 code for a protein of 330 amino acids. NCBI's taxonomy places the organism in Eukaryota, Metazoa, Arthropoda, Insecta, Diptera, Culicidae.